Molecule: messenger RNA, 979 nt
Organism: Capsella rubella
Lineage: Eukaryota; Viridiplantae; Streptophyta; Magnoliopsida; Brassicales; Brassicaceae
Product: prostatic spermine-binding protein
Exons: 2
Coding region: 76-690 (204 amino acids)
Source: RefSeq, a predicted model, not a curated record
CUUCCUCUUCCUCUAAAAAUUCUCCAGGAAAAUCGAAUUUUUUCUCGGGAAAAUCUUGUAAACCUUUAGAGAAACAUGACUGGCGUUGGUGAUGAUAAGGACUUCAAUGACAAAGAAGAGCCUGAGAUUCAAGUUUUGAGCAGCGACGACGAUAGUGAUGAAGAACAACAAGUUAAAGCCGGUGGUGAAGAUGGCAGCGACGACGACGAAGAAGAUGCGAGUGAAGGAGACGAUGAUGAUGAUGAUGAGGAUGAAGAAGAAGACGAUGACGAUGAUGAUGUUCAGGUUUUGCAGUCUUUAGGUGGUCCUCCUGUACAAUCAGCGGAAGAUGAAGAUGAGGAAGGUGAUGAAGAUGGUAACGGAGAUGACGAUGAUGAUGAUGGUGAUGAUGAUGAUGACGACGAUGAUGAUGAUGAGGACGACGAUGCUGAAGAUGAGGCUGAUCUUGGGACAGAGUACUUAGUGAGGCCAGUUGGUAGAGCUGAAGAUGAGGAGGAUGCAAGUGAUUUUGAGCCGGAAGAGAAUGGUGUGGAAGAAGACAUUGAUGAAGGAGAUGACGAGGAGAAUGAUAACAACUCGGGUGGUGCGGGGAAAUCAGAGGCUCCACCACCAAAGCGGAAGAGAGGUCCUGAAGAAGAUGAAGAUGAUAGUAGUGGUGAUGAAGAUGAUGAGAGACCUCCAAAGAGGUAGUAUUCAAAUCUGAUAACAAACACAAUGGAAACCAAAAGAGAGCUUUUAUGUUUUCUUUUUUAAACAAAAUUUGGGUGUUGUGAGAUUUGGAUCAUUGGUUGGGUUGGGGUUCAUGUAAGUUUAUUAUGGAGCAACUAGUUGAGUAGUAGUUUUUUAAGUUUUAAGUAGGGGGCUCUUCUUUUUUUAUGCAUUGCUGUUUCCUUUUUUUUAGUGAGUCAAUCAAUAACCAAUGAAUGUUUCUCCAACCAUGUUGUACCUUAGUGUCUUCUUUAGAGCUUUCUUUUUCAUA